GCCACCAUCUCCUCCUCCUCACGUCCAAGCGGCGGCGGCGGCGAUGGGCGUGGAAUCGGAGCAGCCAGCGGCCGCGCCCUCCACCGCCGAGCAGGCGCAGGAUCUCAUCGACGCUGCGAGGUACGAUGAUCUGGAGGACGUCGUGGCGCUGUUCACCACCGGUGUGCCCCUGGACUCCACGGAUUCGCAAGGACGGACCGCACUUCAUAUGGCCUCUGCCAAUGGACAUCUUGCUGUUGUGGAAUACUUGAUUCAAAAUGGAGCGAAUGUUAAUGCUACAAACUCAGAGAAGAACACACCCCUGCACUGGGCAUGCCUCAAUGGACAUAUAGAGGUAAUUAAAGCAUUGAUAUGUGCUGGGGCUAGUGUCAGUGCACUCAACAGCCAUGAGAAAACCCCUAUGGAUGAAGCUGUGACCAAGGGCAAGAUGGAGGUGAUCGAUGCAAUCAGUGCAGCAGUAGCUCAAGCAGAACUCGAUGGUGUUACUGUCUCCUAAAAGGACUUGGCACUCCUUCUGAAUGGUCUUCUCUUCGACAAUGGAUGACAUGUAACGUUGUUCUUAUCUUUGCUGGUACUGCGUACUACUGUCUGUGUCACUUAUGAUGCUGAUAUGCCAGUUUCUUGGGCAAUGGGAGAACUUGAACAAUUACUUUAAUAUAUUAUCGACUUUGUCGGCAAGCACCUAUUACAAUCAAUGACCUAAAACGAUGGACAUGGAGAUGUACUGUUAUAGCCUAUAUGUGCACCAGUUGAAGGCCUGGACUAAUCUUCUGGUUCCAGACCUGUAGUGGAUUGGAACUAGCAUACUCUGUGCUAGUACAUAAUCAUGUCCUAUAUGGAAUAAGUAUAGUUUGCUUGUUAUAACGGAUGUUACCAUGCCUGCUAAGCCGUCUGAUAAAUUUGCGUUAUACAGCUGAA
This is a messenger RNA of Oryza brachyantha (malo sina), 918 nucleotides long. RefSeq names its product ankyrin repeat domain-containing protein 2A. The transcript has 6 exons. NCBI's taxonomy places the organism in Eukaryota, Viridiplantae, Streptophyta, Magnoliopsida, Poales, Poaceae. Gene Ontology annotation, molecular function: protein binding. The record is from RefSeq and is a predicted model, not a curated record. The coding region runs from base 44 to 496 and encodes 150 amino acids.